Messenger RNA from Folsomia candida, 1187 nucleotides. RefSeq names its product epoxide hydrolase 4. The coding region runs from base 102 to 1124 and encodes 340 amino acids. The record is from RefSeq and is a predicted model, not a curated record. Gene Ontology annotation, molecular function: hydrolase activity. The transcript is spliced from 5 exons. NCBI's taxonomy places the organism in Eukaryota, Metazoa, Arthropoda, Collembola, Entomobryomorpha, Isotomidae.
UACGACUAUUUCAUGGAUCCCAUUUCUACACGAGGAGUGUCAGGUGACACAUUCUCAUCAUUUAGCAAUAAUUAAGAAUUAAAAUUAAAAUACAGUCAAAAAUGGAAGCGAUAAAAAAUUUCGCAAAAUCUACCAUUGUAACGCUGGCUAUUUUGAGCAUUGGAUUAUUUUACACGGUGCUCGUAGCGAUUGGAAUGCUGGUGAAAUCGUUGUACAAGGGAAAGGAUUACUGGUACAUUAAGGACAGGACGCUGCCCCCACUGAUUCUGCAAGACCCCGCGUGGGGUCGUCAUUCCCAUGUUUCAUUGAAGAGCGUAAAAAUUCACUACGUGGAAAAUGGGGAUUGUAGCAAACCGCUCAUGUUAUUUGUCCAUGGAUUUCCUGAAUUUUGGUUUAGUUGGAGACACCAACUGAAACAUUUUGCGAAAGACUAUUGGGUGGUGGCGAUCGACAUGAGAGGUUAUGGAGACUCGGACAAACCGUCGAAAGUUUCAGAUUAUAAAGCCAAAAUGAUAGAAAAAGACGUGGCGGAUGUGGUCAAGGCGUUGCAAAAGGACAGGUGCAUCCUGGUUGGUCACGACUGGGGUGGUAUUAUCUGUUGGGGUGUGGCUGCUAAUUAUCCAGAAAUUGUGGAAAAAUUGAUCAUCCUUAAUGCUCCUCAUCCAUCCACGUUCAAGAAAAAAAUGGAAAGCUCAAUCAAACAGUUCUUAAAAUCUUGGUAUUGUUUUUGUUUUACGAUCCCGUACGUGCCUGAAAUAUACUUCCGAACCCAAGAUCUUGAAGUAUUUCGGGACAUGUUUGAAAACAAGUUGACGGAAGAUGAGUUGGAGGCCUACAAAUAUAACUGGGGACGAAAAGGUGCAUUUACUCCGCCCAUAAAUUAUUAUCGAAAUGCAAUGCAUGCCUCGGAUAUUUUAAACCCCGUGAAAUACCCCAUCAUCACAUCGCCAACGCGAAUUAUUUGGGGAGAAAAUGACCUCGCCCUCGACAUAGAAUUACCUUAUCUUGCAAAAUCUCACGUUAAGAAUUUGGAUAUUCAAAUUGUUCCUGGUGCUAGUCAUUUUGUCCAGUCGGAUCAACCCGAUAAGGUUAACGAGCUAAUUGAAAAGUUUGUUGGGUUGUAGUACAAUUUAUAAUUGACUUUCUUUUAAAAUUAUGUAGACCGAAUAAAUUGUAGUCUUGCUGAA